Molecule: messenger RNA, 750 nt
Organism: Symbiodinium necroappetens
Lineage: Eukaryota; Dinophyceae; Suessiales; Symbiodiniaceae
Source: the annotation of a GenBank genome assembly
AUGGUUGAGGCCAGCGCAGUUCAAAGCGAUCCACCCUUGAGCCGGAGAAGGGAACGUUUGACGUCUGCCUUUCUUGAUGAAGACCUCAGCUACCCUCGCAAUCCACUGCUGGACCGUCUCGCCUUCCUUAGUUGCCAGACCAAACACUUCACCGAGUGCUUGUCCCCUCUGUUCAUGGGCCUCCUUCUCAGGAAGCCUUUCCUGCAGGAUCUUAAGGAUCUUGUCUGCUCCGUCAUCCACUUGGAUGCUGCUCAGCUCCAAAGUCUAAGGCCUUCCCAUCCAAGAGCGUGUACAGGAAGGGUCCUUCCUUGUUGCUUGGCCGUCAGUUUCUCCAUGGUGUACAUCUUCGCUUGCACCUAUUGGCACCACUUGCGCAGCGGACGGCCAGGGUCGUCGCUUUUUCCACUGAAUCGCUUCAGCGCACGGUCGUCUGUCGCCAUUCCGGAAGACGAAGCCGCACAGGGUUUGGCUGCCUCGUGGAAAGAGCGCCAUGCGGAGAUCGCGAAGAUGCGACAGGAACGCAAGCUCGACUCUGCCCAGGGAGUGACCAGCUUGGCUCAGUGGGGUCAGACGCUGAGUACGCUGCGGAAGGUUGUCAGUCUCAAGCUCAGCUACGCCGAGCUCAUGGAGCUUUCCAAGUCCGACCGCGAGAUCUACAGCUACCUCUAUGUCUUCGUCCUCUUCUUCACCGGCAACUCCGCUAAGGUGAAGGACGUGCAGAAGUACCUCGUGGCCUCUGGCUACAGGGCC